AAUGACGUUUUACUAACGUAGAUCAUCAAAUUCAAUCGGGUAUAUAAGAAGAGUUAAGUUUGGAACUGCUACAGACGGUACAUCUUAAUCAACUAAUAAUGAACUUCAGUUUCUUAAUUUUGUUGGUUCUUUUUACUGCAGCAGUCUCUGUCAGCUACGAGAACAAAAUAGCAGAAGAAAUCAAUGAGUUGGAGAAGGAAUUACUCGCAGAAACAGUGAACAGGCAGAUACUGGAAACUGAUGAACAAGACAUCAAAUCAUUGAAUCAUGCUGCUUCAAGAGUGAAUAACAAAUUUAGAGAACGCGGCUAUAAACGUCACUAUGGGCGUCCAACAGCAGGGAAAAGAAACGAAAUAAAUCAUGAUAAAACACAUAGAAUUUUACAGGCCAUUGGAAGAGAGCAUGACAAUCGCUUAGCUCAACUCCUAGCUCCAAACAAAAAGGAUACGAACAAAGUUGGACAGAAAGCAAUAACAAAGAAAGGAAGAAAACUGAACAACAAAGACAAAAACAAAAAAGGUCGUAAAAAGGGGUACAUGUUUGAUAAACCAGAGGAUCUUGACGCUGAUUCUGAGUUUUCUUAUUUGUUGGAUGCGAUGAGUGUGGAUUUGCACGGACAUGUUCAUCAGCCCAAAGGAAGACAUAAUGAUAAGAAAAAGACCAAAGGGGAAGAUCUAGAAAGAGACCCUCCAGUUCAACUCAAAAGAAAUUUCAUAAGUACUUUUCGGUCAUGGCCGAAUGGAAGGGUACCCUAUGAAAUUGAUACCGUAUUUGAGGCAACAGACAGAGAUAUAAUUGAGAGCGCUGUACAAGAAAUUAAUGAUCAAACGUGUUUAAAUUGGGUACCACAUGAUGGUACACCAGAUGUACCAUAUAUUAAGAUUAUAUCUGCUAGUGGUUGUUGGUCGUACGUUGGAAAUGUCAACCGUUUUCCACAAGAACUAAGCUUGGGAAAUGGCUGUGUAAAUAAAGCAACAGCCGUUCACGAAAUGAUGCAUGCCAUUGGUGCUCAGCAUGAGCAGACGAGAUCAGACCGUGAUGAUUACAUGACUAUUAUAGAAAAGAAUAUACAAAGUGGAAGGGAAGGUAAUUUCCAAAAACAACAAACCAUGAACAAUCAUCCAUUGGAUGCAGCAUCUGAUAUGAUGUACGGAUUAUCUAGUUUCUCUAAUAAUGGAGGCAAAACAAUUAAGUUUAACGACUGGCGUCUAGAGUUCCAGGCAGAUAGUGCAACUGGCUUAAUGUUCUAUGAUGUGGCUGAUAUAACCACGGCUUAUACAUGUACAGCAUCUUGUGGCACGCUCCCUUUCCAACCUUGUCAGCAUGGAGGAUUCGUUGAUAAAACCUGUACAUGUAAAUGUCCGGACGUAUUGACAGGAGAGUUUUGUGAGCAGCCAAUUAACAGCGUUACAUGCGGAGGUACCAUAGACUUAACAGCUGGAGAGACAACAAUACUGACAUCACCAAACUAUCCAAAUAAUUAUGGUCUUGGCUCAAAAUGUACAUGGUUGAUUAAAGGGGUACCAGAAAACCUUAUUAGAGCCACUAUUACAGAUAUGGAAAUCAGCAAUAACGACAAUGCUUGUUAUCACUGGUUACAGAUUCGUUAUCACCUACUUGGCAAUAUGGGGCCAUUGAGAUGCGGAAGUACGGACAUUGAAGCGAAUGAGAUAUGGGAUACAACAGUAGAUGAAGAAAUGAAUACAAUGAUCAUCAUAUUUGACAGCGAUGUAGGCAGUGAUCAGGCAGCAUCUAGAGGAUUUAGUAUGACCCUUCAGUCCAUUGGAACAGGUUGUGUUGAUUACCCGUGUAAGCAUGGUAAAUGCGAUAGUGCACUAAACACGGACAGCUACACAUGUACAUGCGACCAGGGAUUUUCGGGAACUAACUGUAGUAUACCCUCAGUGUUUUCGGCUUUUAGUUGUACUGUAGAGGUUGGUUCACCUUGUAUGUUAGUUCAAGAAGAAAAUGAUGAUAUCUUCGAUUGGGAAACUCGUUCUGAACCGGCACCUCUUAGUGCUUAUACUGGUCCCAAAGCUGCUAAAGAGGGAACUAUAUACCUUUAUACAAAGACUUGGAAUAAACGGGUACAUAACGAUACAGCCAUUAUGUAUACAGAUAUGAAUUUACCAAAGGUUCAGAGGUGCUUAUCUUUCUGGUAUCAUAUGUACAGUUACUACUCAGCAGACAUGGGGACAUUAAAUAUUUAUAUGUCAGACGAUAGUGGGUCUACUUUAUUGUUCACAAAAUCUGGCAAUCAAGGCAACAUCUGGAAGCAGGCAGAAAUAGAAAUACCUGAUGUAGAUAAUUUGAAGAUUACAUUUGAAUCCAUAACUGGUGAUACUCUAUAUAUGUCUGAUAUGGCCGUUGAUGACAUUUGGUUAGUUCCAGGCACCUGUGACACUCCUCUUGUACCUCCUACAACUACCACUGCAUCAACUACGACACCAUCUCCAACCACUACGACAACGACUCCAACUACUACCUCAACGACUCCAACUACUACCACAACAACUCCAACUACUACCACAACGACUCCAACUACUACUACAACUACUCCAACUACUACUACAACUACUCCAACUACUACAACAACAACUCCACCUACUACCACAACAACUCCAACUACUACUACAACUACUCCAACUACUACAACAACAACUCCAACUACUACCACAACAACUCCAACUACUACCACAACGACUCCAACUACUACUACAACUACUCCAACUACUACUACAACUACUCCAACUACUACAACAACAACUCCACCUACUACCACAACAACUCCAACUACUACCAAUCUUCCACCAGGUGCAUUCUAUCACUGUGGUUUUGAACAAGGACAUGGAUGUGUCUUCCAAAAUAUUUUAGGCGACAAUUUUGACUGGACUGUUGAUCAUUCUGGUUCAACAAAAAACAAAAAAACAGGCCCUACUAAUGCAUACGCAGGGAGUCAGUACGCUUAUAUUGAAGUAUCUGGAAAACAAAUCGAUGACUUAGCAGUUUUGUCCUCUAUUGAUACAGUACUGCCUUCUUCUACAUUUUGUCUACAAUUUUACUAUCACAUGUAUGGACGUCAUGUUGGAUCGCUUACCGUUUUUACACAGGAAAGAGAUUCCGGAUUGUGGUCUAAUGAUUGGGACCUGUCUGGCAAUCAAGGAGACCAAUGGUCAUUUGCCAGUGUUGAGAUUCCUUACCACGAAGAUCUUGUUAUUGAAUUUGAAGCUUCAAAAGGAGGAACGAGGAACAAAGGUGACAUCGCACUUGACGAAAUUACUCUCACGAACAAUCCAUGUUAGCCAUUUAAUAGAACAAUUGCUUGUAAUGUAGUUAACAAACAUUCCUAUAAAAUUCAAUACUUUAAUUUGUAACAUCUUAAUGGAUGUUCAAGAGAAUGAAUUGAGCAGAUUUUUUAAAUUAAUUUUUCAUUUUUUAAAAUAUAUAUGUAUCACUUUAUAUUCAGUGUUACAUUGUGACACAAUCCCUUGAUAUCUACUAUGUUCAGUGUUACAUUUUGACACAUUCACUUGAAAUCUGUUAUGUUCAGUGCUACAUUUUGACACAUACCUUUGAAAUAUUUGAUGUAAAGUGUUACAUUUUGACUUAUCCUCAUGAAAUAUGUUAUCUAUAGUGUUACAUUCUGACACAUACUUUUGAAAUAUUUGAUAUAUAGUGUUACAUUUCGACUUAUACCCAUGAAAUAUGUUAUGUAUAGUGUUACAUUCUGACACAUACCUUUGAAAUCUGCUAUGUUCAGUAUUACACUUUUCUACCAAUGAAACAUGCUAGGUACAGUGUUACAUUCUGACACACAGGCUAACUCAUAUCUGCGAUGUAAUGUCUUUACUCGAUUUAUAUGUAUUUUUUCUAAUAAACAUGUAUUGCAUCA
Messenger RNA from Mytilus trossulus (common blue mussel), 3892 nucleotides. RefSeq names its product MAM and LDL-receptor class A domain-containing protein 1-like. Gene Ontology annotation, cellular component: membrane. Gene Ontology annotation, biological process: proteolysis. Gene Ontology annotation, molecular function: zinc ion binding; metalloendopeptidase activity. The transcript has 24 exons. Bases 99 to 3302 code for a protein of 1067 amino acids. The record is from RefSeq and is a predicted model, not a curated record. NCBI's taxonomy places the organism in Eukaryota, Metazoa, Mollusca, Bivalvia, Mytilida, Mytilidae.